This is a messenger RNA of Musa acuminata AAA Group (dessert banana), 1030 nucleotides long. Its product is annotated as glucuronoxylan 4-O-methyltransferase 3-like. Bases 4 to 843 code for a protein of 279 amino acids. Gene Ontology annotation, biological process: plant-type secondary cell wall biogenesis; xylan biosynthetic process. Gene Ontology annotation, cellular component: Golgi apparatus. The transcript has a single exon. The record is from RefSeq and is a predicted model, not a curated record. Lineage: Eukaryota; Viridiplantae; Streptophyta; Magnoliopsida; Zingiberales; Musaceae.
ACCAUGAAGCCCAAGAGCCCCAAGACCUUCAAACCAAAGCUUCUCCUCCUCGGCUUCGGCCUUGCAUUCCUACUCCUCCUCCUCUUCCUCCUGCUAACUGCUGGCCGCUCGUUCUCACCACCUUCACUGACCGCAUCAGCAGCAGCUAACACACCUGCGUGCACAAAGCUUCCACCCUCUCUCGCAAAAACCAUCGUCCACUACACCACCUCCAACAUCACUCCUCAGCAAACCCUCCGAGAGAUCUCCGUCACGGCAAAGGUUCUCGAGAGGAAGUCGCCCUGCAACUUCCUGGUCUUCGGCCUGGGCUACGACAGUCCGAUGUGGAGCGCGCUGAACCACGGCGGCCGCACUAUCUUCCUCGAGGAAGACGAGUCGUGGAUCAAGAGCAUGACCCGGAAGUUCCCGGAGCUGGAGGCGUACCAUGUGAAGUACGAUACGCGGGUGAGCCAGGCGGAUGAGCUGCUGGAGUUAAGGAGGUCGUCGAGUUGCACCACGGCGGCAGCGGCGGACACCAGAUCUUCCGGUUGCCGGCUGGCGCUCACCGAGCUUCCGGAUGUAUUCUACGGAGUGGACUGGGACUUGAUCAUGGUGGACGCGCCGACGGGGUACGUGGCGAAGGCGCCGGGGAGGAUGAGCGCCAUCUACACGGCGGGAAUGGCGGCUCGAGGGAGGAGCGAGGGGGAGACCGAUGUGUUCGUGCAUGAUGUGGAUAGAGCUGUGGAGGACAGGUUCUCCAAGACCUUCUUGUGCGAAGGAUACAUGAAGGAACAGGAGGGAAGGCUGAGGCACUUCACCAUUCCCAGCCACAGAGCCAAUCCAAGCUUCUCAUUCUGCCCCUGAUGGGUUGGAGGAGAAAGCAUAAGCAAUUAUUGUUAUUGUUAUUGUUAUUAUUAUAUUAUUUUUUUUUGUGGGGAAUAAUGGAGUUUAUUAUAUUACAUUCAGGAAAAGGAUUACUAUAUAACUAUGCAUUUUAUGUUACUUAUGUCUGAUGUUUUACGAAUAAAUAUGUUGCAUAUGGUGGAUAUUA